AUGACGCUGGAAGACUUUGAGAAAUCAUUGGCGCAGGAUCAGGAGAAGAGGAGGGAAACCAGUGACCGGGAUCGAAGUCACCGAGACCGUGAUCGUGACCGCAGCAAAGACCGAUCAUCGCGACACCAUCGCCAUCACCGGUCCAGCCACCACCACCGACGCCAUUCGUCCCGAUCUCGCGAACGAGGAAGCGAAAAAGAUCGCGAGUCCCGACACCAAGAUGAUGAUGGUCACAGACAUAAGCGCUCGCGCCGUGAUAACCAAGGGGACGAUGAAGACCACGCGCAGAAGCGUCGACACCGCUCCAGCCGCGAUGAAGAAGAGUCCUCUGCGCCUAAAACGGUUACUCAGGAGGAACCCAGUCAGCUGAAGCGUGACUCCUGGAUGCAGGCGCCCUCUGCGCUCGAUAUCGAAUACGUUCAUCGACGAGACACUACUCGGGUGGAAGAGGUACCGAAGCCUACAAUGCUUCAAGCCGACUUUGAGCUCAAAAUCCACGAAAAAGAGCUCAAUAGUCAUCUUCGUGACCUCAAGGAAGGAAAGCAGCUGGAUGAUAUUCAAGAAGAGCCGUCACAGCAUGAAGUGGAUUACACGUUUGGAGAUUCAGGGUCUCAGUGGAGAAUGGCCAAGCUCCAAGGUAUCUACAGAGAAGCCAAGGAAACCGGCAAACAUGUCGAUGAUGUUGCCCUCGAACGCCUUGGGGACCUCCGAACCUUCGAUGAUGCACGCGAAGAAGAAAAUGAAUUGGAUCGACGCAAGAUGUACGGCAAAUCCUAUGUGGGCAAAGACAAACCGAGUGGAGAGCUGUUCCAAGAGAGAAAGCUCAAAAACGACAUCCGCAGAGACCGACAAGACCAUGUUCGUGAUCCAGCAGACGAACUUAAAGCCGAGGGGCAGGGACAAAAGAUGGAUGUCGAGCCCCCGGCAAAGUUAACGCAGAAUUUGGAUCCCACAGCAUUGAAUCGUCUCAGGGCACAGAUGAUGAAGGCAAAACUGAAGAACGCCUCAAAUGCGGCUGAGCUCGAAGAGCAGUACAAUGCUGCAGCUGCGAACAUGUCCAACCGCAAGGAAUCUGGUGUUGUUGUGCUAGGUGUUCAGCAGAACCGGAUGCUCGCUGGCGCACGCAAUGAAGUCGUGCCCGUAGACAAUAAGAGGGGCCGCGAGAGGGGUCUGGUGCAAGCGAAUGAAGACAUGACUAUCGAGGAUAUGGUGCGUGAGGAACGCAAGACUCGGGGCCAAGCUGGGGGAGAAGGCAAGCGGUUGGCGGAGCGCAUCGCGGGUGAUGGUAAAUUCGAGAACGAACUUGAAUAUAUGGAUGACAAUGCUUCCAAACUGGCAAAGAGAGUUCAUCGCUCUGAGAUUGACAUUAAGAACGCGACAGUCAAUGACUUCCGUAAGAUGAACAAGAUCUUGGACAACUGCCCGCUUUGCCAUCAUGAAGACACCAACACACCCCCAAUUGCACCAGUUGUUUCCCUCGCAACCAGAGUUUAUCUUACCCUUCCCACCGAACCCGAAAUCAGUUCCGGCGGGGCCACAAUUGUACCCAUUCAGCACCGGAACAAUCUAAUAGAAUGUGACGACGACGAAUGGGAGGAAAUACGAAACUUCAUGAAGAGCCUCACGCGCAUGUAUCAUGAUCAGGGCCGUGAUGUGAUUUUCUACGAGAACGCAGCUCAACCACAACGCAAGCGUCAUGCUUCUAUGGAGGUGGUUCCCCUCCCGUACAGUCUUGGAGAAACGUCUCCUGCGUUCUUCAAAGAGGCAAUUCUCAGUGCUGAAUCUGAAUGGUCCCAACAUCGCAAGCUAAUCGAUACACUUGCAAAGUCCAAACAGGGAUUGGGGCGAUCUGCAUUCCGGAAAACUUUGGUGAAGGAAAUGCCCUACUUCCACGUCUGGUUCGAACUGGAUGGUGGUCUAGGACACAUCGUUGAAGAUGAGAAUCGCUGGCCUCGUGGCGAUCUAUUUGCCCGUGAGGUCAUUGGAGGUAUGCUCGACGUAGCACCUGACGUUAUCAAACGCCAGGGUCGCUGGCAACGGGGUACCGACCGACGAGUGGAACCGUUCAGAAAACGCUGGAGAAAGUUCGAUUGGACUCGCAUCUUGGUUGAAGAAUAG
Molecule: messenger RNA, 2118 nt
Organism: Penicillium pulvis
Lineage: Eukaryota; Fungi; Ascomycota; Eurotiomycetes; Eurotiales; Aspergillaceae
Product: putative cell cycle control protein (Cwf19)
Exons: 2
Coding region: 1-2118 (705 amino acids)
Biological process (GO): mRNA splicing, via spliceosome
Cellular component (GO): post-mRNA release spliceosomal complex
Source: RefSeq, a predicted model, not a curated record